Messenger RNA from Coregonus sp. 'balchen', 19549 nucleotides. NCBI's taxonomy places the organism in Eukaryota, Metazoa, Chordata, Actinopteri, Salmoniformes, Salmonidae. The record is from the annotation of a GenBank genome assembly.
CCCCCCUGGCCCCCCCGGACCUCCAUCACAGGAAGCAGGAGGAAAUUCUGUUACGCAUUACCUCCCAGGACCACCGGUACCCAGCUCCUCAUAAUCAAUGAGAAAAAUUGACAAUGAUGACCUACUUUGACUGAUGCCCUUGACUCCUUCACGGAUAAUAGGCCACUGACGAAUGUCCUCAAUCUCACUGUGUUAACAAAUCUAUGAUUAUCACUGGAUGGGUGGAUUGAUGGAUGGAUGGAUGGAUGGAUGAAUGAAUGGAUGGAUGAAAGGAAAGUAGGCCUACCUCUUUACUAAAGGUGUUUGUGUCUGUCCUUCAGGGUCAGAGAGGAGAGACAGGAGACAGAGGAGAGAAAGUGAGUGUUUUACUAUUUUUCAACUCCAACGUUCAUGUACAUGCAAUGACAUUACAGUAUGGUAAACCAAUACUGACCUGACUUGUGUUUUGAUUGCCACUAUAAGUAACAUUGAUGUAAUUUUUGUUUGCAGGGUUUUUGCAUUCCAUAUCUAAAUGGGGUCAAGGGUGAACAAGGCACACCAGGACCAAGGGUGAGUGACGAUGAUCACUUCAAUUUCAUUUAAUAUUGCUUUUAUUGAAGAAAAACUCAAACAUUAUUUACUUUCCUGGUAGAAUUGAAUUUCUGUGUCUUGGAUUUCAGGGAAAAGAUGGCAAAGAUGGAGACAAUGGAUUUAAGGUAUAGAAUCAUACAUGUCUACACCUAGCCUACUUCCUCUCUUUCUCUCUCUCACAUUCCCACUGUCUCUCAUCCACCACCUUCUUCUACUCUCUGCUCCUCUCCUCUCUCUCCCCUUCUCCUCUAUCUCUCUCUCUCUCUUCCCUCUCCCUCUCUUCUCUCUCUCUCUCGUUUUCUUUUCGUCUCUCUCUCUCUCACUCUCUCUCUCCUCUAGUAGUUUUAUCGCAAUAGUUCAAUUGUGUUCGAUGUCUUUGUCCUGAUCAUGGUGAUGUGCCUGUUGUCAUACAGGGAGAGAGAGGCUUUCCUGGUGGCCCUGGAUACCAUGGAACACCGGUAACUACAUAAACAUGUAUACCUGUCAUCUGCUUUUAUUUAUAGCAGUGAUGAGGCUAAUGAAAUGGAUGUCUCUCUGUGUUUUAGGGUGAAAAGGGAGAGAGAGGCCCUCCGGCACAUGUAAGUACUCUAUACUCUCUCUCUCUCUCUCUCUCUCGGUAGUCUUGCUUAUUGCUCUCAGCAUCUCAUAUAGUGAACAUUCAGAUGCAAUUAUGUUCUUUGCCACCAGAUGCCGCCAUAAACUCUUUAAAAUGAGAAUAACAUGCUCAUACUAUUAAUGAAAAGUGUAGUCAUUUAUUCGUUUUCUAUGCAGGGGGAUGACAUUUGAUGAACUUGCAAUUUCUGUGAUUUUAGGGUGAUGGUGCUCCUGGCGCUCCCGGACCCCCUGGUCUCCCAGGCUUACAAGGAGAAAGAGGUACAGUACACCCCCCACCCCUUUAUAAAACUACACCUGUUUAGUUCAUCAUUUGAUUAGCAUCCAAAGAAGAAGCCUUUCUAAGGGUUUAUGUAGGCCUCCUAGACCAACUCUGAACAUGUUCCUUUAUCUGACAGGUUUCCCUGGUAUUCAAGGAGCUCUAGGCCCACCAGGUAAGAGAAGAAACAUCAGUAAUCAGUGACCCAUUCUUUGACACUAGGUCAUAUUUUAUCAUGUCCUCUCUGUCAUGUAUUUCUUUAGUUGGCGUCCCCAUAUCUCACUGUGUGCCUCUGUGGUGUAUUUUAGGCAGGCACAUUGAGGGACCCCCCGGAGAGAAGGGCGGGCCAGGAGAGGUCGGUCAGAAGGGAGACAGAGGUGCAGAAGGGGAGUCUCUCAGAGGAAAGCCUGGACAAGAUGGGCUUGUCGGACUCCCUGGUCCUCCCGGACCCCCUGGUAGGUGUAGUUACACAUUCAUAGUGUGACCUUUGACAUUUGUCAUUGUGGAGUCAUUUAGCUGAUUAUACGUUUAGCAAUGGAGUCUUUUAGGUGACUCAGUGUUGGCUUUCUCUCACCUGUGUGUGUGUGUGUUGCGCUAUGUGUAUAGGGGAUGAGCCAUGUGAUCCGGCCCUUGAGAAGGGAACACCUGGGCCCCCUGGCCCACCUGGACUACAGGGGGAGUUGGGACAGAAAGGUACGGAGGGGAGGGAGUGUUGGGACAAUCUCUCUAUCAGUCUCUAAUGUUCUGUCCAAUCACACUGUACUGUACGUUUAGCUAAGUCUGUAGUCAGUGCAUGCAUAUUGUAUGCUCUCUCUCCUCCUUUCUCUCUCCCUCUCUCUUUUAUCACCACGAAACUCUGUAGUGCUCACAUACUGAUCACAUACAUUACGUAACAUUGUACUAUCACAUAUUACAAUAUAUUACUCCAUUCCAUAUAGUGCAGCUCAGAUUCACUUCAAGGCAUCCAUUGUAUCCCAUGCUGUCACCUACUUGUUUGUCUGAUAUUAACUUGUAUUGUGAUGUACCUCCAGGUGAUCAGGGAGACACGUGUGUGCAGUGCGAAGCCUUCGGCCCCCCUGGACUCCCUGGCCCCCAGGGGCCUAAAGGACAGCAAGGUGAGCUGACAAGAGAUACCCCCACACUACUGACUGAAUCAUAGGUUGGGAUACACACAUGCAACUGAAACCUUUGUGUCAAUUAAUGAUUGGCAUUAAAAUUGUGUUCCACAUCUUCAGCCUGUAUCUCAGGUUAGGAUCCUGACCCUAGGGCCUAUAUUAAUCCGCCUCCACACUAUUUCCUUUGAGAUGGUGUUUUUGUGUUUACUGAGAGGUGUUGUUCGUCCCCUGCAGGUUAUCCUGGAGCGGCAGGCAGUAAAGGAGACAAUGGCCUGCCUGGACCUGCUGGGCCUGAUGGAAGCCCUGUGAGUUAUCUUCAUCACAUCAUCACUCACUCUUCUAAUAGAACCUGAUGAAGACCAUUAUGGUGGACAUGUUGCACCACUAUAGCUCCAUGAAGACCAUUAUGGUGGACAUGUUGCACCACUAUAGCUCCAUGAAGACCAUUAUGGUGGACAUGUUGCAUCACUAUAGCUCCAUGAAGACCAUUAUGGUGGACAUGUUGCACCACUAUAGCUCCAUGAAGACCAUUAUGGUGGACAUGUUGCAUCACUAUAGCUCCAUGAAGACCAUUAUGGUGGACAUGUUGCAUCACUAUAGCUCCUUGAAGACCAUUAUGGUGGACAUGUUGCACCACUAUAGCUACAUGAAGACCAUUAUGGUGGACAUGUUGCAUCACUAUAGCUACAUGAAGACCAUUAUGGUGGACAUGUUGCACCACUAUAGCUCCAUGAAGACCAUUAUGGUGGACAUGUUGCACCACUAUAGCUCCAUGAAGACCAUUAUGGUGGACAUGUUGCAUCACUAUAGCUCCUUGAAGACCAUUAUGGUGGAUUUGUUUAUUUUUUAUUUCACUUUUAAUAAACCAGGUAAGCCAGUUGAGAACAAGUUCUCAUUUACAACUGCGACCUGGCCAAGAUAAAGCAAAGUAGUUUGAUAAAAACAACAACAGAGAGUUACAUAUGGGUAAAAAAAAACAUAAAGUCAAAAAAUACAACAGAAAAUAUAUAUACAGUGUGUGCGAAUGUAGUAAACUAUGGAGGUAAGGCAAUAAAUAGGCCAUAGUGCAAAAUAGUUACAAUUUCGUAUUAACACUGGAAUAAUAGAUGUGCAAAAGAUGAUGUGCAAAUAGAGAUACUGGGGUGCAAAUUAGCAAAAUAAAUAACAAUAUGGGGAUGAGGUAGUUGGAUGGGCUGAUUACAGAUGGGCUGUGUACAGGUGCAGUGAUCGGUAAGCUGCUCUGACAACUGACGCCUAAAGUUAGUGAGGGAGAUAAGAGUCUCCAGCUUCAGAGAUUUUUCCAGUCAUUGGCAGCAGAGAACUGGAAGGAAUGGUGGCCAAAGGAGGUGUUGGCUUUGGGGAUGACCAGUGAGAUAUACCUGCUGGCGCAGCAGACGGUGGGGUGUGGUGCCUGGUAGAUACAACGGGAUUGCUAGCAUGAAGAGGGACUGGAGCCAGGGUUUGCAACGAAUAUGAGUGGAGGUGCAGUCACAAAGAAAGUAUGUGGUAGAUAGGGGCCAUUAGGGACAAAGGUGCAACUGUGGUAGAUAAUGCCUUUGGGACUAAAGGAGGUGGCACUUGUAAUAACAUCCAUUGACGUAAGGAUGUGGAUGUAGUUUUAAGGCAUGUGAGUCAAGCAGUAGGAGUAGGUUUUUCGAAGGGCAAUUUUGGAUUGGAAUGCUAAGUUGUAAUAGGGCAUGGACAAAACGGAUUUGCAUUGGAUAACUCAAAUUGGGCUGGAGAGAGUGUUGAGGCUAUUUGUAAAUGACAUCGCUGAAGUCAAGGAUCAGUAGGAUAGUCAGUUUUACGAGGGCAUGUUUGGCAGCAUGAGUGCAGGAGGCUUUGUUGCGAAAUAGGAAGCGAACUAACUUUUGAUUGGAAAUGCUUAAUGUGAGUCUGGAAGGAGAGUUUAUGGUCUAACCAGACACCUAGGUAUUUGUAGUUGUCCACAUACUCUAGGUCAGACCCACCGAGAGUAGUGAUUCUAGUCGGGUGGGCGGGUGCAAGCAGCGUUCGGUUGAAGAGCAUGCAUUUAGUUUUACUAGUGUUUAAGAGCAGUUGGAGGCUACGGAAGGAGUGUUGUAUGGCGUUGAAGUUCGUUUGGAGGUUUGUUAACACAGUGUCCAAUGAAGGGCCAGAUGUAUACAAAAUGGUGUCGUCCGCAUAGAGGUGGAUCCGAGCGUCACCAGCAGCAAGAGCAACAUCAUUGAUAUACACAGUGAAUAGAGUCGGCCCGAGAAAUGAACCUUGUAGCACCCCCAUAGAGACUGCCAGAGGUCCAGACAACAGGCCCUCCGAUUUGACACAUUGAACUCUAUCUGAGAAGUAGUUGGUGAACCAGGCGAGGCAGUCAUUUGAGAAACCAAGGCUAUUUAGUCUGCCAAUAAGAAUGCAGUGGUUGACAGAGUCGAAAGCCUUGGCCAGGUCGAUGAGGACGGCUGCGCAGUACUGUCUUUUAUCGAUCGCCGUUAUAAUAUUGUUUAGGACCUUGAGCGUGGCUGAGGUGCACCCAUGACCAGCUCGGAAACCGGAUUGCAUAGCGGAGAAGGUACGGUGGGAUUCGAAAUGGUCGGUGAUCUGUUUGUUAACUUAGCUUUCAAAAACUUUCAAAAGGCAGGGCAGGAUGGCUAUAGGUCUGUAACAGUUUGGAUCUAGAGUGUCACCCCCUUUGAAGAUACGUUGCAUCACUAUAGCUCCAUGAAGACCAUUAUGGUGGACAUGUUGCAUCACUAUAGCUCCAUGAAGACCAUUAUGGUGGACAUGUUGCAUCACUAUAGCUCCAUGAAGACCAUUAUGGUGGACAUGUUGCACCACUAUAGCUCCAUGAAGACCAUUAUGGUGGACAUGUUGCAUCACUAUAGCUCCAUGAAGACCAUUAUGGUGGACAUGUUGCAUCACUGGCCAUCCACAUGUCAUUACUAUGUACUGUAUGUUUGUCCAGUAGUUUUCUUCCAAUGAAAGAGAUUGUCGAUUGACCCUGCUAUUUCUUCUUCUCUCCCCAGGGUAAUUCAGGUGCUCCUGGGUUGAUAGGUGCUCCAGGAGCACAUGGUGAGCCUGGGGACAUCUACCUGGCUCCAGGGCUGAAGGGGGACAAAGGUCUUCCUGGUUUCGUUGGCACACGAGGUCUGCCUGGUGUGGACGGACUGCCAGGGAAAGCUGGACUACCAGGCCUGCCUGGACCCAAAGGAGAACCUGUAUGUGUGUGUGUGUUUGUGGUGUGUGUGUGUGUGUGUGUGUGUGUGUGUGUGUGUGUGUGUGUGUGUGUGUGUGUGCAUGCGUGCAUGUCAGCGAUCACUUUAAGGCUCUUAACACCUGUGUUCAGACAGUGCUACAGUCAGUCAUCCCUCUCUAUCUCUGAUCUCUUCUUGCAGGCCAGAGACGGCAUCAAGGGGGACCGUGGUCUGGAUGGGGACCCUGGUUUCACUGGACCCCCAGGAGAGAGGGGUCCUCCUGGGGUGCCAGGGUUCGGCCGGCCGGGGGAGCCUGGUGAGAAGGGUACAUCUGGCCAACAAGGCAGACCUGGAAUCCCUGGACAGCCAGGUGUGUACAGGCUACAGCUAUAGACACACACAGACGUCCACGAUACAAACACACUCAAAAGAACACACACACGUUACGUAAAAGGAGCCUACAUGAUGAUGUGCACCUGCUCUCUCUCUGCCUCUCAGGAGUGAAAGGUGAACCAGGUAAAGGUGUGAGCUCACCUGGACCCCAGGGCUCCCCUGGACCUCGAGGAGAAUCUGGCAUACCUGGACUGCAAGGUAAGGGUCAGCUUAUUGGUAUUGAUCUGGCAUACCUAGACUACAAGGUGAGGGUCAGCUGAUUGGUAUUGAUCUGGCAUACUUGGACUACAAGGUGAGGGUCAGCUUAUUGGUAUUGAUCUGGCAUACCUGGACUACAAGGUGAGGAUCCGUUUAUUAGUAUUGAUCUGGUAUACUUGGACUGCAAGGUAAGGGUCAGCUUAUUGGUAUUGAUCUGGCAUACCUGGACUACAAGGUGAGGAUCUGUUUAUUUGUAUUGAUCUGGCAUACCUGGACUACAAGGUGAGGGUCAGCUGAUUGGUAUUGAUCUGGCAUACUUGGACUACAAGGUGAGGGUCAGCUUAUUGGUAUUGAUCUGGCAUACCUGGACUACAAGGUGAGGGUCAGCUUAUUAUUAUUGAUCUGGUAUACCUGGACUACAAGGUGAGGGUCAGCUUAUUGGUAUUGAUCUGGUUUAUGGUAGGCUAUGGUCCUGCAUGGUCCUGCAUAGUGCAUCAUGUACCAUCUUCUCCAUCCUGACCCCAGGUGACAGAGGACUUCAGGGAGACCCUGGAAUGCCAGGAUUCCCCGGACAGAAAGGUGACGCAGGUGUCCCCGGCAUUGGAUUCCCAGGAUUACCCGGGCCUAAAGGAUACUCUGGAGCUCCAGGAGCCCCUGGGUUGCCAGGAGAGCCUGGGAGAUCUGGACAGGAUGGUUUCUCUGGAAAACCAGGCACACCUGGUCCAAAGGUGUGUGUUUCUGUUUCUGUGUUUCUGGUUCACUUUCUGUUGUUUCAAACUCCAUCAAUCAAACAAUCAACCAAUCUUCUUCUGCCCUCUCUAGGGUGAGCCAGGUCGGGGUCUACCUGGUCCUAAAGGUGCUCAGGGCCCUACCGGAGAGACAGGUUUCCCUGGAGAUAAAGGCAACUUUGGUCCAACUGGUAUUCCUGGACAACAGGGACACACAGGACCACCUGGAGUUCAGGGAAUUAAAGGUGACCCCGGCCCCCCUGGUCAGCAUGGUGGCACUGGACCCCCUGGACCCCCUGGAGCAGGAGAACCUGGGGCCCCUGGACCAAUGGGACCCCCUGGAGAGCCAGGCUCCUUCGGUCAUGACGGGGUGAAAGGAGAUAAGGGCUUCCCUGGCUCUCCUGGUCUGGACAUGCCCGGCCCCCAGGGAGAGAAGGGAGACUCAGGAUUCCCUGGACUGUCUGGAUCAAAAGGGUUGCCAGGAAGACCUGGCCCGGUUGGCAGAGACGGAUUCCCCGGAGAGCCAGGUGAGCCAGAUCUCAUAAGAUUGGAGGAGGUCUGAUGUAACUGGAAGGAAAUGAAUGCUCAUUGACUGGACUGGUCUGGGUUAAUUUUUGUUGAAUUGAAUGAGAAUUUUGUGAAUUUGAUAACCUUCAAUAUUUUGUGAUGUAUAAAUAUCCAAUAUUUUCCUAUUCUAUUUAUUUGUUGAUGUGUGUUUGUUCCCCAGGCCUCAAGGGAGCGAUGGGAGUCAUGGGAAUGCCUGGAACACCAGGAUAUCAGGGUUCUGCUGGGAACCCUGGAACUCCUGGACAGAGAGGUGGGUAGAGUAGAACUGCUGCCUUUGCACUGCUGCCGCUGUACUACCAGACCACCCAUCAGUGUGUUUUACACAACUAUACUAUAGCAUCUCAAACCACUCAUCUCUUCUCUCUCUCAGGCAACCCUGGUGUCUCUGGACCUAAGGGGGAGUUCGGUGAGCCUGGACCCAAAGGAGAGAGGGGAGAGCCGGGUCUGCAGGGUCGUCCUGGCAACAUGACUGACGUGGACAUGGAGCACAUGAAGGGAGAGAAAGGAGACAGCGGAGACCCAGGUAUACAACAUGAACAUGCCCCAUCCUACUGCACUGUAUCCUACACUCUUAGAAAAAAGGGUUCCAAAUGGGUUCUUCAGCUGUUCCCAUAGGAGAACCCUUUUUGGUUCCAGGUAUAACUUUUUUGGGUUCCAUGUAGAACCCUCUGUGGAAAGGGUUCUACAUGGAACCAAAAGGGUUCUACCUGGAACCAAAUAGGGUUCUUCAAAGAGUUAUCCUAUGGGGACAGCCGAAUAACCCUUUUAGGUUCUAGAUAGCACCUCUUUUAAGAGUGUACACCCUACUGUACUGUGUCCUAGACCCUACUGCACUGUGUCCUAAACCCUACUGCACUGUGUCCUAGACCCUACUGCACUGUAUCCUAAACCCUACUGCACUGUGUCCUAGACCCUACUGCACUGUGUCCUAGACCCUACUGCACUGUAUCCUAGACCCUACUGCACUGUGUCCUAAACCCUACUGCACUGUGUCCUAGACCCUACUGCACUGUGUCCUAAACCCUACUGCACUGUGUCCUAAACCCUACUGCACUGUGUCCUAAACCCUACUGCACUGUGUCCUAGACCCUACUGCACUGUAUCCAACAUCCCACACCCUAUUGCACUGUAUCCUACAACCUACUGUACUGUAUCCUACACCCUACAGCACUGUAUCCUACAACCUACUUUACUGUAUCCUACACCUACACCCUAUUGCACUGUAUCCUACAACCUACUGUACUGUAUCCUACACCCUACUGCACUGUAUCCUACAUCCUACUUUACUGUAUCCUACACCUACAUCCUAUUGCACUGUAUCCUACAUCCUACUGCACUGUAUCCUACAUCCUACAUUCUACUGCACUGCAUCCGACAUCUUAGUGCACUGUGGUCCUCUGUAGGUCAGCUGGUAGAGCACGGCGCUUGUAACGCCAAGGUAGUGGGUUCGAUCCCCGGGACCACCCAUACACAAAAAAAAAAUAUAUAUAUAUAUAAUGUAUGCACGCAUGACUGUAAGUCGCUUUGGAUAAAAGCGUGUGCUAAAUGGCAUAUUAUUAUAUUAUUACAUCCUACUUCACUGUAUCCUUUAUCUUACUGCACUGUAUCCUACAUCCUACUGCGCUGUAUGUCUAUGUCAGAUGGUCUGUUUCAAACAGGAACUGUGAAUCGUUUAGGUACGCUAAAUCCCACUUUUUCCCAUUAGGUGACCCUGGACACACUGGAGAGAAGGGUUAUCCAGGACAGGCCGGAGUACCUGGUAUGCCAGGAAAGCAUGGAGAGCCCGGUACUCCUGGUCAGCCGGGUUAGUCACCUGUGUAGGCUUCGCCACACCCCUCUAUUUAUUGUAAAUGUCCCACACAUAGAAAGGAAUUAGAGUAAUUGAAUAGGAUCUCAAUGGUUACAAACCUGUAUACUACCCAGUAUGUAUUGGUCAUGUAUGUAUUGGUCUUGCACAAUAUAUGAUAUGCUAGUGGGUAGUAUUUGGGACAGUCAAUGUGAUGAUAAAAUUACACCCUCCUUAAAGGUUAUGAAUAUUGUUUCUCAGGUGAGAAAGGAGACACAGGUGUUCCUGGAGAGCCCGGCAGUACUGGGUAUCCUGGAAACAAAGGAAGCAUUGGAGAAAUGGGAUACCCAGGUAAGAAAACAACACACAAUCCACUCACUGAGAGGAACAGACAUCAUCCUUUAAAUCGAACAUCCGCUGUGGUGCGGUUCUGGUUAGACUGGUUCUAACUGGAUUCUCGUGUAUGGUUCUACAGGUUCUGUGGGUCCGAAGGGUGCUAAAGGCGUUGUGGGCACAACGGGUCACCCAGGGUUUCGGGGUACAGAGGGGGUGAAAGGAGACAAGGGAACAGCCGGUUUGCCAGGUGUCGGAGUGCCAGGACCCCCUGGAGAGAAGGUAAGUCAGAUCCACUUUUAGUCUCCCAGAGAGCUGGCUCCAUUAAAGUUUCACACAACCAAGGUUUGUUGUUUGUGUCUUCAUGGAUGGUGCUAGCUAACUUCAGUAUAUCAUUUUUUUCAUUGCAAUUACACCACUAACUGUCUCUCUUUUUCAAUCAAUACACUGUAUCUACCAUUUCCCCCUCAUUUUCCCCCCUCUCUCUCUCCCUCCAUCCCUCUCUUUUUCUCUCACUCUCAGGGUCAGUCGGGUCUGCCUGGUUUCCCUGGUAACGCAGGAGAGAAGGGUCAGAAGGGGGGAAUGGGAGUCCCCGGGAUGCCAGGAACACCAGGAACCAAGGGAGACACCGGUUACAUUGGUCACCCAGGUGAGGGUCCGGUCUCCACGAUGACAACUGCCCCUACUUUGACCUGACUGAUUGAUUUAUUGAAUUUGGGGUUUAAAAAGACAAUACAAGACUAGAAUACAUGUUGGCCCAGGGAAUAACACUUGAAAGCAUUAUUUCCUAUAUUGACCAGGUAUUCUCAAUCAUCUCACAAACCCAGGGACAUGUAUUUUUGCUUGGCAACCUCUAGUAAUAAUAAUAUGCCAUUUAGCAGAUGCUUUUUUCCAAAGCGACUUACAGUCAUGUGUGCAUAAAUUUUUUACGUAUGGUUGGUCCCGGGGAUCGAACCCACUACCCUGGCGUUACAAGCGCCAUGCUCCACCAAUUGAGCUACAGAGGACCACAAAAGUCUAACCGAAGGUGUGUGCUGUGUUGUGCAGGUCAGCCGGGUCGGCCAGGAGAGAAGGGUGUCGGUGGGCUGCCUGGGUCAACAGGAGAGCCAGGUCAAACAGGUCGACCAGGUAAGGAACGCAUGGAGCACAGUAACAAUGCCCCAGGUGCCAUUGGUUUCUGUUAAUGCAGUAUGACAGCUAGUCAGGAAGCUUGGACUAAUUUCCCAAGUGUACAUACUGUAGCUACUGUACCACAGCGGGUCAAGACACACACUCAGGUAACCCUAUUGUAUCCCAGGUGAGCCUGGUCUGCAGGGUCCCCCAGGUCCGACUGGAGAGAAAGGAGAGUCAGGAGUGGACGGCAUUCCUGGAUCAUCAGGAGACAGAGGAGACCAAGGUGAGUGACCUCUCCUGACCUUUAACAUACAGUCAGGUAUGUUAAUCAGCCUAUAAACCACUUGUAAACCACAUGCUUUUAUGAUCUGUGUUAUAUUUCUAUUAUUAGCCCAACUCUUGACCAUGUCUCAAAAUCAACUCAUGCACUGUGCAUCUAAACAGCUAACAAACAGCAGAGGCAGACCUUAAGAGUUCAGCAGGUGACGUUUUUCCAUCAGUUGCCUGGAGUUUGAUUAACUCCGUUCUCUGUGUUUGUGUCUAUGUCCCUCCUAUAGGUUUACCCGGCAGGGGCUUCCCAGGAAUACCGGGGUCGUCUGGGGUUAAAGGUGAUAAGGGCAGUCCAGGUUUCCCAGGUUCCCCAGGUAUCCCGGGUAUCCCAGGGACCAGGGGAGAGAAGGGUACGCCAGGCUUCCAGGGCUCCCAGGGCCAGCCAGGAGAACAGGGUCACCAAGGACCUGCCAUGGAGGGGCCCAAAGGAGACCAAGGAGUGCCAGGAAAGCCCGGAGAACCAGGUACUGUAUACUGCACACCUGAGUCCUGCUUGAUUGUACAUUUUGAAUCAUAUAAUCCACUGGUUCUCAUUCUCCUUCCUUUAUCCUCAUCUUCUCAUCCCCCUCUAUCCCUCUCUCCCUCCAUCCUCCUCUUCUUCUCCUCCUCUCAACAGGUACCAGUGGUGUACCAGGUCCUGCUGGUGUUCCCGGCAGCGCGGCGGGGAAGGGAGACAAGGGAGAUCAGGGUGGACCAGGAGUACAGGGCGAGCAGGGCUUAAAGGGAGAAAGAGGAUACUCUGGACUUCCUGUAGGUCACUUCCGGUUGCUCCCUGACUGACCCAUGUGUGAUGUCAUGACAGUCUAGUCUGUUUAUCAUGACACGUGACUAGUAUCCACCAUCUGACUUGUGUAUGUGUGUGUAUAUGUGUGUGUGUGUGUGUAUAUGUGUGUGUGUGUGUAUAUGUGUGUGUGUUACAGGGGCAAUCAGGCCUUCCAGGUGUUGAUGGACUGAAGGGAGAGAUGGGACUGCAGGGUGUGCCUGGUUUCCCAGGUGAGUGGUGCAGAUAAUUUAGACAGUGUACAAAGUGUCCUUUUAUCUCAUUACCAGAGGAGGCUGGUGGGUGGAGUUAUAGGAGGACAGGCUCAUUGUAAUGGCUGGAAUGGAAUAAAUGGGAUGGUAUCAUACCAGUGGCAGCCUCUAAUUGGCUGAAUACCUGUAGGGGGGGGGGGGGGGGGGGUAUAUAAAGCGUUCUGUGCAUUUGAACAACAGCAUAAAUACACCUAUUUCACUUUUGUGUGUCAAAAACUGAAUGACCACUGCUGCACAUGCUGCCACUGUUUUGAACAGAUUAGAUUAUACUAUUUAGAAUGAGCAGCCAGCUCACGAAUGAACGAGUGCAACAGGGACAACACAACAAGCAUGCAGAUUUAAUAAGUGAAAACAAAUUAUCUAACUGGGGAUAGCUAGCUAACAUAAUGUCACAAAGCAUGAUGCGCUAGCCAGUUAAUUUUCAUUCUGAAAUUACUUCAUAUUUCAGAGUUAGACAGAUAUUAGUUUAGCAUGGGAGCUAACUAGCUAGCAAUCUACCAGCUAGAUAUAGCUAGCUAGCUGCUUAUCUAAGGUAGACAACUGGUUAAUUUGACCCAAAAAGUUACCAAACUUAUUCUCAAAAUUACUGUAGCUGGCUAAUUAUGACAAAGAUGCCGCCGGGGGAGAUGGCUGCCAUUUUACGACCCCCAAACCAAUUGUGCUAUUAUGUGUGUUUUUCGCGUUAUUUGUAAUUUAUUCUGUACAUAAUGUUUCUGCCACCGUCUAUUAUGACCAAAAAUAGCUUUUGGAUAUCAGGACAGUGAUACUGACCUCGUAUUGGACAAAGAUUUUUUCUUCAACGAGUCGGAUGCGAAGGAUAUUCUACAGACACCGACAACGCCCAAAUCCCGGUCAUUCGAAUGAGAAAGAGACAGAGAUAUCGUGGACGUAGGUCGGGGUGCCUUGUAAGGAUCCUACGGCGAGCAAGUAAUCUGCCUCUUCCAUCAGUCCUAUUAGCCAACGUACAAUCAUUGAAAAACAAAAUGGACGACCUACGAUCACAGAUAUCCUACCAACGGGACAUUAAAAACUGUAAUAUCUUAUGUUCCACCGAGUCAUGGCUGAACGACGACAUGGAUAACAUACAGCUGGCGGGAUAUAUGAUACAUCGGCAGGAUAGAACGUCUGACUCCGGUUAGACAAGUGGUGGAGGUCUGUGUAUAUUUGUAAACAACAGCUGGUGCACGAAAUCUAAUAUUAAGGAAGUAUCAAAGUUUUGCUCACCUGAGGUAGAGUAUCUCAUGAUAAGCUGUAGACCAUACUAUUUACCAAGAGAAUUUUCAUCUAUAUUUUUCAUAGCUGUCUAUUUACCACCACAAACCGAUGCUGGCACGAAGACUGCACUCAAUGAGCUGUAUAAGGCCAUAAGCAAACAGGAAAACACUCAUCCAGAGGCAGCGCUCCUAGUGGCCGGCGACUUUAAUACAGGGAAACUUAAAUCCGUUCUACCUAAUUUCUACCAGCAUGUUAAAUGUGCAACCACCUUUACUCCACACACAGAGACGCAUACAAAGCUCUCCCUCGCCCUCCAUUUGGCAAAUCUGACCAUAAUUAUAUCCUCCUGAUUCCUGCUUAUAAGCAAAAACUCAAGCAGGACGCACCAGUGACUCGGUUAAUAAGGAAGUGGUCAGAUGACGCAGAUGCUAAGCUAAAGGGCUGUUUUGCUAGCAUAGACUGGAAUAUGUUCCGGGAUUCUUCCGAUGGCAUUGAGGGGUACACCACAUCAGUGACUGGCUUCAUCAAUAAGUGCAUCGAUGAUGUCAUCCCCACAGUGACCGUACGUACAUACCCCAGCCAGAAGCCAUGGAUUACAGGCAACAACCGCACAGAGCUAAAAGGUAGAGCUGCCGCUUUCAAGGAGCGGGACUCUAACCGGGACGCUUAUAAGAAAUCCUGCUAUGCCCUCCGACAAACCAUCAAACAGGCAAAGAGUCAAUACAGGACUAAGAUCGAAUCGUACUACACCGGCUCCGACACUCGCCGGAUGUGGCAGGGCUUGCAAACUAUUAGAGACUACAAAGGGUAGCACAGCAGCUAGCUGCUCAGUGACACGAGCCUACCAGACGAGCUAAAUCCCUUCUAUGCUUGAUUUGAGGCAAGCAACACUGAAGCAUGCAUGAGAGCAUCCGCUGUUCCAGAUGACUAUGUGAUCACGCUCUCCGUAGCCGAUGUGAGUAAGACUUUUAAGCAGGUCAACAUUCACAAGGCCGCAGGGCCAGACGGAUUACCAGGACGCGUACUCUGAGCAUGCACUGACCAACUGGCAAGUGUCUUCACUGACAUGUCCCUGACUGAGUCUGUAAUACAAACAUGUUUCAAGCAGAACACCAUAGUCCCUGUGCCCAAGAACACUAAGAUAACCUGCCUAAAUGACUACCGACCCGUAGCACUCACGUCUAUAGCCAUGAAGUGCUUGAAAGGGUGGUCAUGGCUCACCUAAACACCAUUAUCCCAGAAACCCUAGACCCAUUCCAAUUUGUAUACCGCCCCAAAAGAUCCACAGAUGAUGCCAUAUCUAUUGCACUUCACAAUGUCCUUUCCCACCUGGACAAGAGGAACACCUAUGUGAGAAUGCUAUUCAUUGACUACAGCUCAGCGUUCAACACCAUAGUGCCCUCAAAGCUCAUCACUAAGCUAAGGACACUGGGACUAAACACCUCCCUCUGCAACUGGAUUCUGGACUUCCUGACGGGCUGCCCCCAGGUGGUAAGGGUAGGUAACAACACAUCUGCCACGCUGAUCCUCAACACUGGGGCCCCUCAGGGGUGCGUGCUCAGUCACCUUCUGUACUCCCUGUUCAACCAUGACUGCAUGGCCAGGCACGACUCCAACACCAGCAUUAAGUUUGCCGACGACACAACAGUGGUUGGCCUGAUCACCAAUAACGAUGAGACCUGGCCGUGUGGUGCCAGGAUAACAACCUCUCCCUCAACGUGAUCAAGACAAAGGAGAUGAUUGUGGACUACAGGAAAAUAGGACUGAGCACACCCCCAUUCUCAUCGACGGGGCUGCAGUGGAACAGGUUGAGAGCUUCAAGUUCCUUGUUGUCCACAUCACCAACAAACUAUCAUGGUCCAAACACACCAAGACAGUUGUGAAGAGGGCACGACAAAGCCAAUUCCACCUCAGGAGACUGAAAAGAUUUGGCAUGGGUCCUCAGAUCCUCAAAAAGUUAUACAGCUGCACCAUUGAGAGCAUCCUGACUGGUUGCAUCACUGCCUGGUAUGGCAACUGCUCAGCCUCCGACCGCAAUAUCAGGAAUUGUGAAACACUGAGUUUAAAUGUAUUUGUCUGAGGUGUAUGUAUACUUCCGACUUCAACUGUACAUAUUACCUCAAUUACAUUAAAAAAAAAACAUUUUUACAUUUACACAAUUACAUUCAACACAAUUACCUUGACUAACCUGUGCCCCUGCACAUUGACUCUGUACCGGUACCCCCUGUAUAUAACCUCCCUACUGUUAUUUUAUUUUACUGCUGCUCUUUAAUUAUUUGUUAUUUUUUACUUAUCUAUUUUCUACUGAACACUUAUUUUUCUUAAAACUGCAUUGUUGGUUAAGGGCUUGUAAUUAAGCUUUUCACUGUAAGGUAAACCUGUUGUAUUCGGCGCAUGUGGCAAAUCAAAUGUGAUUUGAUUUGAUUUGAAUGCUUUGUGAUACACCCGGUCUUAUGCUGUUUUAGUGUACACAACAUGUCACCUACAGUAGAACCUAAUGAACACCAUUGGGGGAAACAAUAAAAUUGGCCAGCCACCGUCAUGCAGACCCAGAAGUUCUGACUGAGUGCACAUUUGACCACCCCAGGACAGUCCAUUUACUUUGUGCUGUUAUAAUUUAUGUUAUGAAAUCCUGCGAUUUCAUUGGGGAAGUUCCCCCUCAUAGCAAAUAGCUGGCCUAUGUGCCCCCGGAGCUGCUGCUGCUGGCAGUCACUGAGGGGCAGUAGUAACUGAACAGCUUGUUCUUAACAAAAUAUUUUUGAAACAAGAAAAUGUACACAUUUACUGCACUUUUAUGAGCAUUUAAAACAUAAUCACAUUUGGGGGGACCAAUCACAAGUGGGCGCCGCCCCUAAUGCCCCUAGGGCAGGCCGCCACUGUAUCAAACACAUCAAACAUAUGGAAGCCACAUGUUUUCUUCCAUUCUAGCCAUUACAAUGAACCUGUCCUCCUAUAGCUUCCCCACCAGCCUCCUCUGCUUCUUACAAUGUGUGCAUGUGACUGUUGAUCUAUGUGGUUCGGAUGGUUUCAUCAGGUGGAUAAAUCCAAAAGUUCCUCUCUUCUUCAGGGACAAAGGGUGAAUUGGGAGUGUUUGGAUUGAAAGGAGAGCUGGGAGAAAGAGGAUUCCCAGGAACCAAAGGUGAGUGGAGAGACACCACAUUAAACCAAACAGCCAUUAAACCAAAUCACUGUGAGCUUCAUAGCAUCAAACACCUACUGACCUGUAUAUUCUGAAUAUGUGCCAUGUAGCAGACACUUUUACCCAAAUAUGAAUAAUAAUAGGAUUCGGUAAUUAUCUGAAUGGCCUUUCCUUGUUCCAGGUAAUGAUGGCCCCCCUGGUCCUCCUGGCCCCUACACCUUCAUCAAGGGAGACAACGGCUUCCCAGGUAAUCAGGGCCCUCAGGGGCCUGUGGGGCCCUCAGGUUUCCCUGGGCUGAAAGGACAGCAAGGUGAGAGUUCAAACCAUCCUAUCUACAAUGAGCCAAUAUAUUAUGACCAAACAUCAGCACCGAUCACCCCAUAAUAUAUAAUAUUACACCCCCCUCUUCCAUCCUUCCAUCCAUCCAUCCAUUCUCUCUCUCUCUCUCUCUCUUUCUCUCUUCAUCUCUCUCCUCUCUCGCGCUCUGUCUCCCAGGUAUGACAGGUAUUCAGGGUAUUAAAGGUGACGAGGGGAACCCUGGGUUUAAUGGUCUCCCCGGAGCCAAGGGAGAACCAGGCCUGCUUGGUCCCUCAGGUGAGAGACACACCCCCUUUGUCCAGUUAAUAGCCACACUGAAAAGGAUACUGCAAUGCAUGUAGAAUAGAAUAGUAUCUGAUGUACUAUUUUUAUCUGGCUGGGCACUAAUGUUCCAUUUGACCAUGACCUUCAUCUUUGACCUUUGACUCUUCUCCCUAUAGGACCGAGAGGGUAUUCCGGACCCCCAGGACCUGACGGUGUUCCGGGUCAGGUGGGCCCUCCCGGCCCCUCCUCCAUGGAUCACGGUUUCCUGGUAACCAGGCACAGCCAAUCGGUGGAGGUUCCACAGUGUCCUGAGGGAACAUCGUUGAUCUAUGAUGGAUACUCCCUACUCUACAUCCAGGGCAACGAGCGUUCCCACGGACAGGACCUGGGUAAGAGAGAGAGGGAGAGAGAGAGAGAGGGGGAUAGAGAGAGAGCUAGGAAUAGAGGUAGAUGUUGUAUCUAUCUUGUGAUUCAGAUCAGCAUCACACAUAACUACUUGUGUGUAUCUCUGGCUGUGUGUAGGUACGGCUGGUAGCUGUCUGAGGAAGUUCAGUCCCAUGCCCUUCCUCUUCUGUAACAUCAACAACGUCUGUUACUUUGCUUCCCGUAAUGACUACUCCUAUUGGCUUACCUCACCUGAGCCCAUGCCAAUGAACAUGGACCCUAUCACCGGCCAGAGCAUCAGGCCAUUCAUCAGCAGGUAGCUGGGUGUGUGUGUGGGGCAGGGGGGCAUUAGGCCCUUUGAUAUUGAUUAUAGCACUAUACACUGAGUGUACAAAACAUUAGGAUUUUUUUUUACGACACACCAGGUGAAUCCAGGUGAAAGCUAUGAACCCUUAUUGAUGUCACUUGUUAAAUCCACUUCAAUCAGUGUGGAUGAAGGGGAGGAGACAGGUUAAAGAAGGAUUUCUAAGCCUUGAGACAAUUGAGACAUGGAUUGUGUAUGUGUGCCAUUCAGAGGGUGAAUGGGCAAGACAAAAGAUGUAAGUGCCUUUGAACGAGGUAUGGUACUAGGUGCCAGGCGCAGUGGCUUGAGUGUGUCAAGAACUGCAAUGCUGCUGGGUUUUUCACGCACAAUAGUUUCCCGUGUGUAUCAAGAAUGGUCCACCACCUAAAGGACAUCCAGCCAACUUGACGCAACUGUGGGAAGCAUUGACGUCAACAUGGGCCAGCAUCCCUGUGGAACGCUUUCGACACCAUGUAGAGUCCACGCCCUGACGAAUUGAGGCUGUUCUGAGGACAAAAGCGGGUGCAACUCAAUAUUAGGAAGGUGUUCCUAAUGUUUUGUACACAGUGUAUGUUUGUGCACUCACCCAGGAUAUAUGUGUGUGGGUAUGUUUGUAGGUGUAUGUUUGUGUUGUGUACAUGCAUGUGAGUGUGUGUGCAUGGAUAGUAUGUGUAUUGACCUCUGUCUAUGCCAACAGGUGUUCUGUGUGUGAGGCUCCUGCCAUGGUGAUAGCAGUACACAGUCAGAACAUCAUGAUCCCAUCAUGCCCCAAUGGCUGGGACUCUCUCUGGAUUGGCUACUCCUUCGUCAUGGUGAGAGAGACAAAACUCAUAUUACAAGGCCAUGCCUGCUGUAUCAGUACUUACUUUGAUACUUAAAAAUCUCUCUCUCUCUCUCUCUCUCUCUCUCUCUCUCUCUCUCUCUCUCUCUCUCUCUCUCUCUCUCUCUCCUCUUUGUCCCUCUCCAUUCUUCUCUCUGUGUAGCACACCAGUGCAGGUGCUGAGGGCUCUGGCCAGGCCCUGGCCUCUCCUGGUUCCUGUCUAGAAGAGUUCCGGAGCGCUCCCUUCAUCGAGUGUCACGGCCGUGGAACCUGCAACUACUACGCCAACUCCUACAGCUUCUGGCUGGCUGCCAUCGAGGACAAGGAGAUGUUUACGUAAGCCAAGAACAACUUUCUCUCCCUCUCCCUCUCUCUCUCUCUCUCUCUCUAUCUCUCUCUCUCCCCCUAUAUAUUUCCCUCUCUGGCCACCAGAACUAUGACUUGAUUGAUUGAUUUUGAUUGAUGUCGUCUCAUAUCUCGUUCCAGUAAACCCGUGCCCACCACGCUAAAGGCAGGAAGUCUCCGGACUCACAUUAGCCGUUGCCAGGUGUGCAUGAAGAGGACAUAGGCCCCGCCGCUGACCUCUCUGUGAUCCUUGACCACCACCCCACAACCCCUGACCCCACCCAUCUGUCCGUGGUGUGGCUUGACUUCUUGUUAUUGACCAAAGGAUGGUGCUAUUUCACUGUGUGUGAGAGGAGAGGGACAGAGAUACACAGACACACACACUCUGUGAAACAGAACAACAAAAACGCCCAGAGAUCGCAGAGAGAACAGAUCACACACACAAACACACACCGGAGACCAAGCCAUAACACCAACCGGCCCUUCGCUUCAUCAUGCAGAACACUUUACUAACA